Molecule: messenger RNA, 2869 nt
Organism: Cryptomeria japonica (Japanese cedar)
Lineage: Eukaryota; Viridiplantae; Streptophyta; Pinopsida; Cupressales; Cupressaceae
Product: probable splicing factor 3A subunit 1
Exons: 2
Coding region: 236-2704 (822 amino acids)
Biological process (GO): regulation of alternative mRNA splicing, via spliceosome; mRNA cis splicing, via spliceosome
Cellular component (GO): U2-type prespliceosome; U2 snRNP; catalytic step 2 spliceosome
Molecular function (GO): RNA binding; protein binding
Source: RefSeq, a predicted model, not a curated record
AUAAGUAAUGCGCGUAUCGGCAGGAACUAAUAAACUGAGAGGGCUAAGGCAGGAGCAAUAUGUUCUCAGUACGAUAGGAAACAAAUUUUGUUUCUGCGUCUGUCCGACCAUGAACGAAGUACGUUAAUUGCUCAGCAGUACAGGAGCAGCAUCAACAUCUGGCAGUCGCAUAUUUCUCUGGACCUUGUGCAAUGAGAGCCUGAGGAGUUUUAUAAGUUUUGCUUAGGGUUUAGAAAUGCCGGGCAUUACAGAAGUUUUGUCCCUCCCUGCACCUCCGGCGGAUGGCAUUUCUGGCCCCUUACCGCUAGCCCAGCUCUCCUCCGAUAACAACAUCAAUGCCGGAGAAAGUAAAGAAACAAUUCAAAAUCUAAGCAAUUUAAGCAUAUCAGGAUCUGAAUCUGCAUCUGUUGCUACACAUACGAAAACCAUCGGAAUAAUUCACCCGCCGCCCGACAUUCGCAACAUUGUCGAUAAAACUGCACAGUUUGUUGCCCGUAAUGGUCCCGAGUUUGAGAAGAGAAUUCUCGCAAAUGAGAAAAACAACGCAAAGUUCAAUUUUUUAAACCCUAGCGAUCCUUACCAUGCAUAUUACCAGCAUCGCGUUUCAGAAUUCAGGUUGCAGGUUCAAAACCCGGCGCAAUUACAACCCACACCCGCCAGUGGUGUGGCCGAAGGGAUUACACCUGCAGCGGCUGCUACCGAGGGUGCUCAGCCAACAAAGCCAGUAGAUUUACCAGCCAAACCCGUGGCCAAACCCUUACUGCCUCCCGAGGCAGAGCAGUACACGGUAAGGCUUCCCGAGGGCAUCACUGGCGAAGAACUGGACAUUAUUAAGCUUACUGCACAGUUUGUGGCAAGGAAUGGUAAGACCUUUUUACACGGGCUGACGAGCCGCGAAGUAAACAACCCUCAGUUUCACUUCUUGAAGCCUACACACAGCAUGUUUACUUUUUUUACUGCUCUUACGGAUUCGUAUUCUAAGGUUUUGAUGCCUGCCAAGGGUUUGGUGGAAAAGCUGAGGAAGGAUGGCGCGGAUAAGACUACUGUUUUGGAGCGGUGCUUGCAUCGCCUUGAGUGGGAGCGGUCGCAGGAACAGGCAAGGCAGAAGGCAGAGGACGAAAUUGAGCAGGAGAGGAUGCAAAUGGCCAUGAUUGAUUGGCACGAUUUUGUGGUGGUGGAGGCAAUUGAGUUUGCUGACGAUGAAGAUGAGGAAUUGCCACAGCCGAUGACUCUAGAAGAAGUUAUUAGGAGGAGCAAGGCGUUGGCCGCGAUGGACGAUGAGGAAGAGAUUGCUGAGUCUGGAAAGGAAGUGGAAAUGGAAAUGGAUGACGAGGAGGUGCAUUUGGUGGAAGAGAGCUUGAAGGUGUCCAAUGGCGCCGAAGAAAAUGGCACCAAAGUGCAAGAAGAAGUCCAGACACAAGCACCAGCUGCCCCGCCUCAGAAUGAAAUGGACCCGCCAAUGAGAAUAGUUAAGAACUGGAAGAGGCCUGAAGAGAGGAUAUCAGCUGAAAAGGAUCCAACUAAGUUUGUGGUUUCUCCAAUUACGGGAGAACUGGUUCCCAUUAAUGAGAUGGCUGAGCACAUGCGGAUUUCUUUGAUAGAUCCCAAGUAUAAAGAACAGAAGGAAAGAAUGAUGGCCAAACUCCGGGAGACGACUCUUGCACCUGAUGAUGAGAUUUCAAGAAACAUAGUUGGACUUGCUCGGACACGGCCGGAUAUUUUUGGUACUACAGAGGAGGAAGUUUCUAAUGCAGUGAAGGCCGAAAUAGAAAAGAAGAAAGAGGAACCAAAGCAAGUCAUUUGGGAUGGGCAUACUGGAAGCAUUGGCCGUACUGCAAACCAAGCCAUGACUCAGAAUGGUGGAGAUGAACAGAUGGAUUUAAGUAAUAAUGAUGGAAGGAACCUUCCUGGUCCUGCCCCCCCUCCUAAAAUGGGUGUGCCACCUAUUAGGCCCCUACCUCCCCCUCCUGGGCUGGCAUUGAAUAUUCCUCGACCUCCAAGCACAGUCCAGUAUUCUGCCCCACCCACAUCUGCUUCUGCGAUGCCACCUCCCCCAAGGCCUUCUGUUCUACCUCCUCCUCCUCUUCGACCACCUCCACCUCCCGCUGGUAUGCCUCCUGCUCCACCUCAGCUUAUAAACAGGCCACCUCCCCCACUUCCGCCCCCAGGAUUGAUGCCAACAUCAAUGGUUACACCACCUCCACCAGGUUCACAAUUUCCGCCAAUGCCGCCUCCUAGACCAUUUGCACCUCCACCGCUAGUCCCUCCACCAUCAAUGCCCAUGAUGCCACCACCACCUCCACCUCAGGGAAUGCCUCCUCCACCACCACCUGAAGAGGCUCCACCUCCACUGCCCGAAGAGCCCGAGCCCAAGAGGCAAAAGAUUGACGAACUUCUACUCAUUCCGGAAGAUCAGUUCUUGGCACAACAUCCAGGAUCUGUGCGUAUUUCUAUCUCUGUCCCUAAUAUUGAAGAAGGAAAUCUGAAUGGUCAAAUGCUGGAAGUCACAAUACAGUCUCUCUCAGAAUCUAUUGCCAAUCUCAAGGAUAAGAUUGCAGCAGAUAUUUCCUUGCCUGCAAACAAACAAAAACUCAGUGGUAGAGCUGGUUUUCUCAAAGACAAUUUAUCACUUGCAUAUUAUAAUAUUGGGCCUGGAGAAAUAUUGACAUUGGCCCUGAGGGAUCGUGGUGGUAGAAAAAAAUAGGUAUGCAAUCCAGCUUCAAGAUAUUGGAAUUUGGAGUAAUGUUGAUGAUCAUGCUUUUCUCUCUUCAUGGAUAAGAUUGUAUUGGUAGUUAUAUUCUCUGUGAUCCAAAAGUCCAAACUAAUUUGAAAUAUUAGUAUCAAUAAUUUCUUUAAAGUCUUUGACAAA